GGCAGAAACCGUCGAUUUUCCGUCAGUAGUGCGCGACACGUUGCAUGUAUUUGAUUGUUUCGUUUUCAUUUUUAUUUACAUAUCAAUUCGUUUGUCAUAACCAUCAAAAAGAUAAAGGUUGAUUUUCUACAAUAGAUCGCAUAUUAACGGAUUCCCAUUCCGUUUGUUAUCACGAAAUGGAUUUACCGAUUGCAGACGCAUCACAACCAAAGGCAGUAAGAAUGGGUGGUUCUCCAGUUAUAGAAAAUGAGAACAAAAUGGAGACUGUUGACGAGUCUUCUUAUAGUACUUUAGAUAUACUUCUACUUGGAACUCUACUUUUGGCAGCUAUAUGGUGGCUUAUGCGCAGAAAUAAGCAAGAAGAUUAUACACCUGCUGUUAAAUCAUACUCCAUCCAACCAACAUCAUUUACAUCGUUAACACCAUCAGAAAAUUCUUUUAUAAAAAAGUUAAUAUCAUCUGGACGAAGUUUAGUUGUAUUUUAUGGUAGUCAAACUGGAACUGGUGAAGAAUUUGCAGGUCGAUUAGCUAAGGAAGGUAUCCGAUAUAAACUGAAAGGUAUGGUUGCAGAUCCAGAGGAAUGUGAAAUGGAAGAACUAACGCAUAUGAAAAAAAUCAAAAAUAGCCUCGCAGUAUUUUGUUUAGCCACAUAUGGAGAAGGUGAUCCUACAGACAAUGCGAUGGAAUUUGUUGAUUGGCUGAAGAAUGGAGAUCCAGAUCUUACAGGCCUAAAUUAUUCAGUAUUCGGACUUGGAAACAAAACUUACGAACAUUACAAUGAGGUGGCUAUAUAUGUUGAUCACAGAUUGGAACAAUUGGGUGCUACCCGUGUUUUUGAUUUGGGAUUAGGUGAUGAUGAUGCCAAUAUAGAAGAUGAUUUUAUUACUUGGAAAGACAAGUUUUGGCCAGCUGUCUGUGAAUUCUUUGGUAUUGAAGGUACAGGAGAAGAUGUUAGUAUUAGACAAUAUAAAUUAACGGAACAUGUUGAUAUCCUGCCUGAACGUAUUUAUACCGGAGAAAUAGCACGUCUUCAUUCUUUUAAGAACCAAAGACCACCAUAUGAUGCUAAAAAUCCUUUCUUGGCACCAGUCAAAAUAAACAAAGAAUUACAUGGCCCAACAUCUGAACGAUCUUGUAUGCAUAUUGAGUUUGAUAUAGAAGCAUCUAAGAUGCGUUAUGAAUCUGGCGACCAUUUAGCUGUAUAUCCUGUUAAUAGUACAGAGUUGGUAAAUAAAAUUGGAGAAAAAUGUGGUAUUGAUUUAAAUACCGUAUUCACUCUUACUAAUACAGAUGAGGAAUCUACUAAAAAGCAUCCAUUCCCAUGUCCUUGUACAUAUAGAACUGCUUUAACUCAUUAUUUAGAUAUAACUAGUAAUCCAAGAACUCAUAUUUUAAAAGAGUUAUCAGAAUAUGCUAGUGAUCCAGUUGAUAAAGAAAAAUUAAAAUUAAUGGCCUCUACUAGUGCUGAAGGUAAAGCUGCUUAUCAACAAUGGGUAGUACAAGCAAACAGAAAUAUUGUACACAUCUUAGAAGACAUUCCUAGUCUGAAACCAUCUUUGGAUCAUUUAUGUGAAAUUUUACCACGAUUACAAUGCCGUUACUACUCCAUUUCUUCAUCGCCGAAGCUUCAUCCAAACGCGAUACAUAUUACUGCAGUUGUUGUAGAAUAUAAAACACCAACAGGUAGAAUUAACAAAGGAGUAACAACCAGUUGGUUAAAAGAAAAACAUCCUUCGGACCCACCUUGCCUCGUUCCUAUAUUUGUACGAAAAUCACAAUUUCGUUUACCAUCACGAUUGACUACUCCAAUUAUUAUGAUUGGACCUGGAACUGGUUUAGCACCAUUUAGAGCUUUCAUACAAGAACGAGACUUAGCUAAAAAGGAAGGUAAAGAAGUGGGUGAUACGAUUUUAUAUUUUGGAUGCAGAAAGAAGAACGAAGAUUAUUUGUAUAAAGAAGAAUUAAAAGAAUAUGUAAAAAGCGGCAUGUUAAAAUUACAUAUUGCAUUUAGCAGAGAUCAGCCUCAGAAAGUAUAUGUAACACAUUUACUUGAAAAUAAUAAAGAAGAAAUAUGGAGAGUCAUUGGUGAACAAAAUGGUCAUAUAUAUGUCUGUGGUGAUGCUAGGAAUAUGGCUCGUGAUGUACAUAAUAUAUUACUAAAAGUUGUAAUGGAAAAAGGAAAUAUGUCAGAUAAAGAAGCAGCAGCAUACAUUAAGAAAAUGGAUUCGCAAAAACGUUAUUCCAGCGAUGUUUGGAGUUGAAUUUUAAUUAAUGAUUUGAAUAUUUUAUAAAUUUAUAUCAAAUAAAAUUGUCUGUGCAAUAUUUGAUACAGACUAAUAUGUCAAUAUUAAAUACUGUCUACAACAUAUAUGGUGUGUGUGCGUGUAUGUGUGUGCGUGCGCGCGUGUGUGUAAGAUUUUAUAUAUUAUAAGCUAUUGUAAUAUCAUAAAAUGUAACUACUAUUAUAUCUUAUAAAACAA
Vespula vulgaris is the source of this 2480-nucleotide messenger RNA. RefSeq names its product NADPH--cytochrome P450 reductase (gene Cpr). The record is from RefSeq and is a predicted model, not a curated record. Gene Ontology annotation, molecular function: flavin adenine dinucleotide binding; NADPH-hemoprotein reductase activity; FMN binding. The transcript has 10 exons. Bases 177 to 2261 code for a protein of 694 amino acids. Gene Ontology annotation, biological process: response to hormone. Lineage: Eukaryota; Metazoa; Arthropoda; Insecta; Hymenoptera; Vespidae. Gene Ontology annotation, cellular component: cytosol.